This is a messenger RNA of Tripterygium wilfordii, 1832 nucleotides long. Its product is annotated as cyclic dof factor 3-like. The transcript is spliced from 2 exons. Gene Ontology annotation, molecular function: DNA-binding transcription factor activity; DNA binding. The record is from RefSeq and is a predicted model, not a curated record. Bases 173 to 1654 code for a protein of 493 amino acids. Lineage: Eukaryota; Viridiplantae; Streptophyta; Magnoliopsida; Celastrales; Celastraceae. Gene Ontology annotation, biological process: regulation of DNA-templated transcription.
GAGACUUGUCCGAGUAAUCGAGUGGUUUGGUUUUGUGGGUUUUUAGAAAGAGAGAGACUUUUAUAAAAGCUUCGAACAGGGUCUCUCUCUUAACGCUUCCUUUUCAUUGUUUCAUAUAUGGGUUUCCCUGUCACUCUGCAACCUUUGCUACGACUACUUUUUGAUCGUUAAAAUGAACGGCGGAGAUAUGUCUCAGUCCAAAGAUCCAGCUAUUAAGCUCUUCGGAGCCAAGAUUCCGAUAGCAGAAACCCAGAUUCCGGCCAAGUCCAAAGUCAAGGGCUUGAACAACUGCAGUGAAGUAAUAACUGUGGAAUCUGCUGACACCAGAGACCUAGAGAAGUCUUCUGCUUUAGGAGGUGUGAAAGAAGAAAACAAAACUCUGGUGCCAGGCAAUAAAACAUUACUAAAUGGUAAGUCCAAUGAAGAUCAGAUAGAGACGAAUAGUACAGAUCAAGAGAAGGAUUUUAAGAAGCCAGACAAGAUCCUCCCUUGUCCACGAUGUAAUAGUUUAGAAACUAAGUUCUGCUACUUCAAUAAUUAUAAUGUCAAUCAACCAAGGCAUUUCUGCAAGAAUUGCCAGAGAUAUUGGACAGCCGGUGGGGCAAUGAGAAAUGUUCCUAUUGGGGCCGGAAGGAGGAAGAAUAAGCACUUGGCUUCCCAAUAUCGUCAGAUACUAGUGUCUUCUGAUGGAGUACCGAUUACUAGAAUAGAUGCUGCAGACUUAUUGAAUCGUGAACUUUUGUUACCCUGUGAAAAUGCUGCCACCUUCAGAACUUCGGCUGGGAAUGGGAUGGUUCUGAAAUUUGGUCCUGAUGCUUCUCUAUGUGAAUCCAUGGAAACUGUGCUUAGUCUUGGAGACCCGAAGAGAGGUGUGGACAAGGGUUCCGUUAGUUGUGGAGGAAGUGGGGAGGAGCCAUCCUCAUGUGGAUCUUCUGUGACAGCUACGAGUAUCAGGGGAACUGGCAUGCUGGAAAAUGUUGUACUGAAGGAUCAAGUUCGUUUGUCAGAAGCUUGUAAUAAUACACCAAAUCCACUACAAUGUUACCCUGUACCUCCAUUGAUUUUCCCUUUGAGUUCUGGUCUAAACAAUGUGGCUCCCAUGGCAGUACCACCAUCCGCUGAACGUGCUGGCUUACCAACUAGUACUAAUCCGAAUCCAGUUCAGUGGUGCCCCACACCGAUCCUGGCAGUUCCUGGCUUUUGUCCACCAGGCGUUCCAUUACAAUUCAUGCCUGCUUCAUAUUGGGGUUGCACACCUAUGCAGCCUGCUGGAACAGGAAAUGUGCCGUUGACUGGCUCCAAUGGCUGCCUUUCUCUGUCAUCCUCUACUAGCACUAGAUGUUGUUCAGGCAAUGGCUCACCAACUUUGGGCAAGCAUUCCAGAGAUGCAAUUGUUUUGGAUGAAGAUAAAGCAGAUAAGUGUGUUUUGGUUCCGAAAACUCUGAGAGUUGAUGACCCGGAUGAAGCUUCAAGGAUUCCAAUAUGGGCUACAUUAGGCAUUAUAUUGAACCAAAAGGAUUCCUCAUCAAAAGGUGCUAUCCCAAAAACAUCUGAAAAUAGAUUAGAAGAGGGACAUGCAUCAGAAGCAACUCAUAUAUUAGAAGCAAACCCCGCUGCUCUUUCUCGCUCUCACACAUUCCUAGAAAGCACCUAAGGGUUCUCGGCCAAAAGUUUUGUUCAAAGUUUUGUUCAAAAGGUGCUAUCCCACGGAGACAAGGGGCCAAAAAGCUGCUGCUGCGCCUUAGUGAAUUUCCUAACUCCCUUUGUUUGUCAUCCCUUCUCCGGAGUAUGACACUUGUGGAAAGAAGAUCUUUAGGAACCAGAAGCUGCCU